AUGUGCAUACUGAGGCAGAUCGGCAGGCUUGAGCAGCAUCGUCCGUCGUAUAUCAAUGCCUUGCUCAUUCAGUCCCCUGGACACACGCUGCCAGUUCCAUGCGAGGGAUGCCUUUCUCACCCUCAUAAGAUUCUCUACUUCGAUGUCACAAGUUCCAGAGAAGCACUCGAUAUCCUCAAAAUUCAGCCAGAUUCAGGCAGCCCGCCUGAUAACGACGAACUCGAAAUUGAUCUCACCCUGUGGAAUAUAGUGUCGUCAGAGAAAUACCUGCCCACCUCGAUAGAGAGGACCCCAGUAAGUAUAAAGUGGGUUAGAUAUUCCCAAGUGCGUUCUGUCGAGUACAACCAGCAUCACGAGGAUGAUCCCGCAAACCGUCCAUCUCCACCAGUUGACGCAGUAUAUCACGACAUUGAAGAGCAGCCGGAGGUCACAGCAAUUCGACGCGACGUAUAA
Molecule: messenger RNA, 453 nt
Organism: Aspergillus tanneri
Lineage: Eukaryota; Fungi; Ascomycota; Eurotiomycetes; Eurotiales; Aspergillaceae
Exons: 3
Coding region: 1-453 (150 amino acids)
Source: RefSeq, a predicted model, not a curated record